ACCGUGGUGAUGAUCAGACGCACCAAUUUAAAGAGCUGCGUUCCCGUCCUCAGCCCGUCAGACUUGUCGCAGUUACUUUCGGUUUGCGUGAGCACUGUCCUGUGCUGUCUUGGAGAACAGGGGGAAAAAAGGCAAUAAAAGUAAGAGAGAAGUCAGUGGGUUGUAAUUACAUUCCCUAAUCAGCAGAAUUGACAGCAGGUGUGAAUUCAUGUCUGUAUUUUCCCCGCAGAUAUACUGCCCAGUGUUUGUACCCAGCCGAGAUAUGACUGAGGUGAUGAUCAACAGCACCCCAAUGGAGGACAUGAGGCUCAGCCCCAGCAAGGACAGACUCUCCUUUCAGAUAUUCCCCGACCCCUCAGACUUUGACCGUUGCUGUAAACUCAAAGAUCGUCUGCCAUCCAUCGUGGUUGAGCCAACGGAGGGAGAAGUCGAGAGCGGGGAGCUUCGCUGGCCCCCAGAGGAGUUUCUGGUUAGUGAGGAGGAGGAGGAGGAGGAAGAAGAGGAAGAGGAGCAGAAUAAUGGAAGUAUCCCGAACGGACAGCCAACAGAGAAUUCUCAGCACUAGAGGCUGUGUUACAGCACCCAUACUCUCUCCUUUCUUUCUGACGGACUCUCCCUUUCCUGCACUGGUUCCACAGCACCUCAGCACUCAAACAGGCUCGACUGGCAGAUGCACAUUCAGUGUCUCGUGAUGCCCUUGACACCAAAGCAUCACUCCACAAAAAAAAGCAAUACACACAGGCGUCACACUUUUCUCACACGAUAAUUUUUCCUCCUGGACUGCAAACCCACCAAAACCGAAAAGAACGGACAUGCACACCUCUAACCUACACCUGCUUUCUACCAUGCCUACCAACGUGUGCGUCUCAGCCCAGAACGGAUGUCCUGUUGGACAGUGGCAGCUCAGUGCUCCAUGGACAGCUCUUACACUGCGGGGGGCUAGAACUGCUCUGUACUUUACUCCAAAAUGGCUGGCGUCAUGACCCCAGAGACUUUAUACACUCAUACAGAACUAUUGUGGUACCCGUGGGGAUUAUCGUCUACAGUACACUGUCCAUACCUGUGUUCAGUUCCUGGAUUGAUAUGUUAAUUAUUGUGAUUGCCACUGCUGUCUCUAGAUUUGUCUGUUUCUGAGAAGUGAAUGUUUUGUGAUUUGUCUGUUUAUUGAGAACUGGGUGUUUUUUGCGUAAAAUGUUAGUUUUUUGUUUGCCCCACAAAAAACUUCCACAAAAUUUGUUCAAAGAUAUAUAUAUAUUUGGUUUUUUUUUAAAUGGGUUUUUU
Messenger RNA from Morone saxatilis (striped sea-bass), 1281 nucleotides. RefSeq names its product LBH regulator of WNT signaling pathway (gene lbh). Gene Ontology annotation, cellular component: nucleus. NCBI's taxonomy places the organism in Eukaryota, Metazoa, Chordata, Actinopteri, Moronidae. The coding region runs from base 209 to 565 and encodes 118 amino acids. The record is from RefSeq and is a predicted model, not a curated record. Gene Ontology annotation, biological process: positive regulation of DNA-templated transcription. The transcript is spliced from 3 exons.